Messenger RNA from Anisakis simplex (herring worm), 531 nucleotides. The record is from the annotation of a GenBank genome assembly. Lineage: Eukaryota; Metazoa; Nematoda; Chromadorea; Rhabditida; Anisakidae.
AUGAGCUCAGAACCAGUAAAAAUUCCCCUACCAUCAAGUCCAGUCGUAGCUACAACGAGUUGGUUACCAUGGGAUUCGGGGUUGGGAAGUGCUGUUUGGUUGUGUGCUUUCGCGAACUUCAUCAACAGUGCAGAUCGAGUGAUUAUGCCGAUCGCCAUCGGAGGUUUAUCUUCGGAUUACGAAUACAGUUUAGUUCAACAAGGAUGGAUUCUGAGUGCAUUUCCAGCUGGUUAUAUUAGUUCGCAGAUAAUCGGAAGUUGUGCAGGUUCACAACUCGGUGGUCGUCGUCUCCUAUUGGGUGUGGUACUUCUGUGGUCGUUGAGUACAUUGCUGACACCCUUUGUAGCAUCAUCGUUUUAUAUGCUCAUUUUCACGCGGAUCGUUUUGGGCUUAGGUGAAGGUCUUGGUCUGCCAACAAUGUAUCAUAUUUUGGCCGAGUCGGCACCACCUCGGCAACGAUCCGCAACAUUCGCGUAUCUAUCGGCAGCUGGCUCUAUCGGUCAAACAGUUGCUUCACUGGUAUGUCUUUAG